Molecule: messenger RNA, 1701 nt
Organism: Echinops telfairi (small Madagascar hedgehog)
Lineage: Eukaryota; Metazoa; Chordata; Mammalia; Afrosoricida; Tenrecidae
Gene: WBP2
Product: WW domain binding protein 2
Exons: 8
Coding region: 45-824 (259 amino acids)
Biological process (GO): positive regulation of DNA-templated transcription
Cellular component (GO): nucleus
Molecular function (GO): transcription coactivator activity; chromatin DNA binding
Source: RefSeq, a predicted model, not a curated record
GCAAGCGCAGUGCGUCGCCAGUCUCGGGACCCCUCUCCGAGACGAUGGCGCUCAACAAGAAUCACUCACAGGGCGGCGGAGUGAUCGUCAACAACACCGAGAGCAUCCUGAUGUCCUAUGAGCAUGUGGAACUUGCAUUCAGUGACAUGAAGAAUGUGCCCGAGGCCUUCAAAGGGACCAAGAAAGGCAGUGUCUACCUGACCCCGUACAGGGUCAUCUUUCUGUCCAGGGGAAAGGACGCCAUGCAGUCCUUCAUGAUGCCCUUCUACCUGAUGAAGGGCUGUGAGAUCAAGCAGCCGGUGUUUGGUGCGAACUACAUCACGGGCACGGUAAAGGCCGAAGCAGGAGGUGGCUGGGAAGGUUCUGCUUCCUACAAGCUCACCUUCACAGCAGGGGGCGCCAUCGAGUUUGGACAGCGGAUGCUUCAAGUGGCCUCACAAGCCUCCCGAGGUGAAGCCCCCAGUGGAGCCUAUGGGUACUCAUACAUGCCCAGCGGGGCCUAUGUCUUUCCCCCGCCCGUCGCCAAUGGAAUGUACCCUUGCCCUCCCGGCUACCCCUACCCACCGCCCCCACCUGAGUUCUAUCCAGGACCCCCCAUGAUGGACGGGGCCAUGGGGUACGUGCAGCCCCCGCCCCCGCCCUAUCCUGGACCCAUGGAGCCUCCGGUCAGCGGCCCUGACGCCCCCUCCACUUCUGCAGCCGAAGCCAAGGCCGCCGAAGCAGCCGCCAGCGCCUACUACAACCCGGGCAACCCCCACAAUGUCUACAUGCCCACGGCUCCACCCCCUCCCUACUACCCUCCGGAAGACAAGAAGACCCAGUAGACCCCUCCUGCGCUCCACCUCCCACAACUCCUACCCUCCCCUGGGGCUGGGGGAGGCGUGGGGAGGCCCUGGUCCUUCCUGCAGGGCAGCUGAUAAACAGCAGGAACCGGCACCGGGGAGGGGACCCUUGUCUGUGGAGAGGUGCCUCCCGGCUUGCCUGCCUCAGGAAGUCGGCUGUCCCCUGGUUCCUGUUUCACUCAAAUAGCAUCUCCCCAGGGAGGGACUCCGGCCACCUCCUCCACCCAUCCCAGUCCAGCCCCUCCUCCCGGUAGCGGCUUGACAUCAGCUGGCUCCGAUCUCCGACCUUCUGAGACCAGCUGUGUCUUCCUGGCCAGGGAGGGAGCCCAGCCCCUUCCUGAGGGGCUCCUGCCCACACCGCCCCCAUUCCCUGUGCCCGCUCUGCCCAGACCGGCCGGCCCACACUCAGCUCACAUUCCACAUCCAGCCCGGCCCUACCCUGGCCGUACCACCUUCCUUCCCUGGCUUUGGGCACUCUUGCCACCUCCGAGUGACUUGGAAUUUCACCAGGAGCUGGCAGGGCUCGGGUGCCAGGCCUUGGAGAGGCCGCUCUCUCCUUUUCCAUCUCUCCCUCCAGAGGGGCCUCUGGGACGGGAACUGGAGGGGCCAUGUUUAUGCCAUCGCGGCCCUGGGUGCUGCGUGAAGGCCCCCUCUGACCCUAAGCCAUGCUUGGCCUGCGCCUGCUGCCAGCCCCUGCCCUCCACUCCCCUCCCCUGUGCCUGCCCAGUCAGUGACUCAUCCCCACUGCACUAAAGUACACUAUCGAGAAGAGGGUGGGCUACCUAAAGAGGACUCCCUAUUUAUUUGACAAACACCCAGCUAAUAUAUGAAUGUGAAAUAAACCCUGAUUGCACCUUGA